AUGCUGUCAAACCACCGACCGGUGAUAGCGGAUGCGUUUUCGUUUCGCAGUCGAGGGCGCGUGGCCGCGAGAACAGGAAUGGCAUCCUCUGCGGAGGAAACCAAAGAGCCAUGCUUGUCCCGUGGACUGACACGAUGGUACAUGGACAUGCGAGGUCUCUCAGCCAGCACCUCGUCUCUUCCACUACUCUUCACUCUCCAGCCGGAUGACCAGGAGGCGGUGAAGAGGUUCUAUCAUCUGGCGGAUAGGCACAUGUCCCUUGCAUCAUGCUUGCUUAAAUAUCUCUUCAUUCAUCGCACAUGUCACGUCCCGUGGAGUAGGAUAGUUAUCAGUCGAACUCCUGCACCCCACAAAAGACCAUGCUAUAUCCCAUUACCCUCCGCGGAUGGCGGUGAGAACAAGCUACCUAUUCUCAAUGUGGAAUUCAAUGUCAGCCAUCAGGCUUCGCUUGUAGCAUUGGCCGGCUAUAUUAUCCCCGGAGGCUCUCCAACCAGUGCUGCCUCCGCUACGAAUACACAAUCCAUACCAUCGCCCACUGAAACGCCUGCCACACCACAAGUCGGCAUCGAUAUAACGUGUACAGACGAACGCGCCAGGCGCGGCAAAAGUUCAAUCCCAACAACUGAAGUAGAUCUAUGCUCCUUCAUAGACAUCUACGCUGAAGUCUUCUCCCCCCGAGAAAUAGAGAUCAUGAAAUCUAACCCGACUUCGCAACAUUCACAAGCUGCUGUGCCUCUUAGCCUUGAGGGAUCGAUUCAAUACCGUCUGCGCCGCUUCUACACUUACUGGGCGCUGAAAGAAGCAUACAUAAAAAUGACUGGCGAAGCACUGCUCGCACCAUGGCUGCGGCAAUUAGAGUUCGUCAACGUCAAUCCGCCGGAGCCGGCGAUGGACGGGGAACGGCCGGCAUGGGGCUCACCUCGGACGGAUGUGCAAGUGUGGAUGUAUGGGCAAAAAGUGGAAAAUGUGAGGAUCGAGACCGUUUCUUUUGGGAAAGAGUAUGUGGUUGCGACGGCGACCAGAGGGCCGGGACUUGGCACUGGUCUCGCCACAUGGGGUGAUUUUAGGUCUAUUGAUAUUGACGCCGACGUUGCUCCGUGUGCUUUGGGUAAAUGCCAAUGCCCCAAAUGA
Messenger RNA from Coccidioides immitis RS, 1131 nucleotides. RefSeq names its product 4'-phosphopantetheinyl transferase NpgA. NCBI's taxonomy places the organism in Eukaryota, Fungi, Ascomycota, Eurotiomycetes, Onygenales, Onygenaceae. Gene Ontology annotation, molecular function: magnesium ion binding; holo-[acyl-carrier-protein] synthase activity. The record is from RefSeq and is a predicted model, not a curated record. Gene Ontology annotation, cellular component: cytosol. Bases 1 to 1131 code for a protein of 376 amino acids. The transcript has a single exon.